Messenger RNA from Salvelinus sp. IW2-2015, 2918 nucleotides. RefSeq names its product zinc transporter ZIP3. Gene Ontology annotation, biological process: zinc ion transmembrane transport. Gene Ontology annotation, molecular function: zinc ion transmembrane transporter activity. Gene Ontology annotation, cellular component: plasma membrane. NCBI's taxonomy places the organism in Eukaryota, Metazoa, Chordata, Actinopteri, Salmoniformes, Salmonidae. The record is from RefSeq and is a predicted model, not a curated record.
ACACUGCUCAUGCUUCCGGUUGAUAUUUAUAACAACAUGUUGACCCUUAGGUCUUCAUAUCCCAGAUGGGGGUGGAGGGUCCUAUAUAUAGAGGCAGUACUCAGUAACAUCACUUCCUGAAUCCGGAGGGAAAAAAUGUAUCAAAAUAUAUGAUCAUACACCAGGAAUGUGAUCAACAUUUACAGUUAUAUACAAUAUUCAAUUUGGAUAUUUUGAAACUAUAAAAAAAAAUGUUUGCCUCCUGGGAGCAGCAGGGUGCGGCUUURUGUUUUCCAUUGAUAUAUUUAGCAAAAAAAAAUAUUUUCAGGAGCUUAGCAUUCAUUUACAGCUGAGAACUCUGUUUACAAAAGCUUUCAACGAAACGUCAUCACAUAAUGAUAUGCUCUCCACCAAUCAAACGUUUACGUCGUGUGAACACGAAGUGUCACCAGAACAAGGAAUAAAGCUGUGAAGGAAAGGUGUACUACAGAGUUGAUGUCACAGCCUCUCCGACCAGGACCAGCAUGACAAGACAAAUCUCUGUUUCUGACAGAAAAUAGGAGAAGAGGCUUUGAGGGUUAUGUGCCACUAAUAUUACUGAGCAAUACCAUAUCUGGACAUCAUGGAGCUUGUAGUGGCCAAGGUCCUUUGCCUUCUGGGAGUGUUUGCCCUCAUGUUGGCUGGGAUUCUUGUCCCAGUGCGACUCAUGAUUCAGGUGGACUAUGAAAAAGCACAAAGGUACAGGAAGGCUCUUGCACUCUGCAAUUCUUUUGGAGGGGGUGUAUUUCUGGCCACUUGCUUCAAUGCUCUUUUGCCUGCCGUACGAGACAAGGUGGAUGAGGUCCUUAAACUGGUGAAUAUCACCACAGACUACCCACUGGCAGAGACCAUGAUGAUGCUGGGCUUCUUCCUCACAGUCUUUGUGGAGCAGGCAGUGCUCACCUUCAAGAAGGAGAAGCCAUCUUUCAUUGACCUGGAAACGUUCAACGCAAGGGGCUCAGAGGCUGGUAGCGACUCUGAGUACGAAGCUCCAUUCAUCUCCCCCACCCGGGGCUCCCCUGUGGGCCGCCACCACCACCAUGGGCAUCACCAUGGACACCUCAGCCCCACCGAGCUGGCCAGAGCUGGGCCUCUACGGCUGGCCAGCCUGGUCCUGGCUCUCUCUGCCCAUUCUGUGUUUGAGGGACUGGCGCUGGGCCUCCAGGAGGACGGGGCCAAGCUUGGAAGCCUCUUCCUGGGGGUGGGCAUCCACGAGACCCUGGCUGCUGUGGCUCUGGGGGUGAGUGUUGCCAAAGCUGCUUUGCCCAUGAGGGAUGCCAUCAAACUGGGUGUGACGGUCAGCCUCAUGAUCCCCAUUGGCAUCGGACUGGGCAUGUGCAUCAAUAGUGCCCAGAACCUGGCAGGCAGUAUUGCAUCGGUGGUGCUCCAAGGCCUGGCUGCUGGUACUUUCCUCUUUGUCACCUUCUUUGAGAUCCUGUCUCGGGAGCUGGAGGAUAAACAUGACAGACUGCUUAAGGUGCUCUUUCUCAUACUGGGCUAUGGUGUUCUAGCAGGCCUAAUGUUCAUCAAAUGGUGAUGGAAGGAAGAAGCAUUUUAAUGCAAUGAGUUGUCUGAUUAUCACACUGACCACAAUUUGUAUUGUGUGCACAUCAGCACUACCAAAGUAAAUGUUUUAUUUGGUAAAGGGGAACAGUAAAUCAAGUAUCAUAGUUUGCUUACCAAGUCAUAUUUAGGAAAUGUGCUACUUGCAAUGAUAUGUUACUGAUAUUAACAUAUUGAUGUUUGUGGUUGAAGGAUAUAAUGGUGGUUAGUAUGAAGUGGUUCAUAUGGUCCCCUGUCUGGUCUAUGUACCUGCUGUUUCCAUAAUCAGUAAGCUAUGUGUUAAAAUAUGUGCAUAUUUCAAUGUACAAUUUUCAUAUGAAAACAUUUUGUUUUGUUUUUGUCUGUUGGGGUAAGUGUUUCCUAGAAUGAAUAGCCCAAUACGGAGUUGAGAGAAAAUGUGUGCAAGACUUUUGCGUUAAAUCGUUCGUUGAAUUCAAGUCAGAAUACCUUCCUAAUUGUGUAAUUUUAGUUGGAUACUUUAGCGUUUUAACAAUUAUUACCCUAACUCCCUAAUCAAAUAAGAGUCAAUUCACUGGAAACCGUUUGUGUAACCUGGUGUAUGGUCCUGAUAUUUGUCACAUUGAGAUUAUAUCCAUGGUUUCCUUAUCAAGAUGCUAUUUUUUUAGUUUUUAGGUUUAUGUUAACAGGGAGUCAUAUUGAGACCCAUGUCUCUCUUUAUGAAUUAUGGGGUAUAGAAAUUAUAUCAGCAGUGGAGUCUGUCUAUUUUUGUUAUUUAUUCGUCUUUGCCACAGUUAGCUUUGACAGAUCAUUUUACACAGCUUAGAGGAAUUCCAUUUUCACCUAAAUAUGUUUUUUAUUUUUAUUUUUUAUUUGUGAAAAAUGUUUUUCUCCUAAUGUGAAUGUGUAGUACGUAACAUGUUUUGCAGAAGACACUUACUGGAGGAAGCCUACUGUAAAAGGUACAUUUGUAUUGUUCAACCCUUAUUGUGCUCCCUAAAAUCUACAUAAGAUCAGUUGUUCAAAUGUAUAGUAGGGCAGUUAUAUAUUGAAUGUGUCCAUAUCAAUUUGUGCUUUUAGGGUCUUAAAACAAAAGGAAACUUUCAUUAUUGCGAAAAUAGUUUUAAUGCAAUGAUGUCUUAUAUUCAGUGGCAACCAGCUUUCCUUUAUAUAAUGAACAGUGAAAUGCAAAUAAGUUAUGACUUCUAUUACAACAUGGGGUAGGUGAUGGUUAAAUACUUUAUUUAUAUGAAAACUGUUUGCAAUGUUGUGACAAAUGUUUCUCUUAAACUAUUUUUAUAUAUACUGUAUAUUACAUGUUUUGGCGGUGAGGUUUUCCGUUUUAAUUUGAUUGAAUUGAGCAUUAAAGAAAACCUUAC